CCCUUCUUUUUUUUCUCUCUUUUGGCUUUCGACAUUUUUAUUUAUUUAUUUAUUCAUAUGAUGACUGAAACUAUUCUAUUUCCUUCUGCUUCUCCAGCGUCAAAGUUAUCAGCAUGUCCAAGCACAAAAAUUCCUCAAGCGACAGACUGGAUCUUUCAAGAUUUUUUUAGCACCAUGUUGGACGGAACUGCAUCACCUUCUGUGAAGAUUUCAGAACUGUUUCCUCAUGAGCCUCUGCUGCAUGGCAAACAAGUGCCUUUCCAAGCAUAUCAAAAGACAUUUUCGGAUGAUCUAAUUGCAUCAUGGUUUGAAUAUAGCAAUGUUGUUUCCGUAGAAGAUGAUGAAGAAUAUUAUGAAGACACACCCGAUCUUGAUAACACAAAAAGCAGUGACGAAGAAGAUGAAGGGGAUGAAGAGUUUGUACAAUAUGUCAACAUGGCUCCUGUCUUGAUUGAGUCUGGCAUUUCAUCAUGUGUAACAUCCACUGAACAGCACCCUGCGGUGGCUAAAAUAACUACUAGUCGAGAACAAUCACCAUCCAAGACUGUUGAACAGAACACGAAUGCUAGUCAUUUAAAUCAAAUGUUAAAAAAAAGAAAAUCAACUUCUUCUUUCAGUUCUCUCAAGUCGUUUAUGAAUGUGUUCCACAACAACAAGAAGUCCAAAAUGAACCAUGCUUUGACCAGCACACCUACAGGACAACUUGUCACCAAUACAAUGACAAAAAAAUUCCUCAAAUAUUUUAAACGUGCAUAAUCUAUACCAUAUAAGAACCAGCUUCUUAUUCACUGUGUAUAAUUUUAUUUCAUUCUCUGUUGAUCAGAAUAAUAGUAAUAAUAAUGAAAAUAAAAAAUAUUUAAUCUAUAUGAACA
Molecule: messenger RNA, 872 nt
Organism: Gilbertella persicaria
Lineage: Eukaryota; Fungi; Mucoromycota; Mucoromycetes; Mucorales; Choanephoraceae
Exons: 1
Coding region: 58-756 (232 amino acids)
Source: RefSeq, a predicted model, not a curated record